AUUUGCAUUUCUUGCCAAAGUGAUUUGCGUGGGAGAUAUUUUUUUCUCUCUCUAAGGGAAAGAGAGAGAGAGAGAGAGAGAGAGAGAGAGAGCGCCAUCUUUUAUCACCUCAUCAGCCACGCGAUUCGGCUUGGAAGACGAUUUUGAUCCUGUUUCUAGGGUUUCACGAGAUUGCGAUUUUGUAAAAUUAAGGAGAAAACAAGAAAAUCAGUAAAAUUUUUAAUCAGGAAUUGGAAUCUUUUGUUGUUUUUGUUUUCUGGAAGAGAUUUUUUUUGUCUCAGAUCACUUUGAUUUGCCAUGGCCGACCGGAGAAACCGAGAUUCUUACGACGAAGACAGGACCGACGGCGUUGAUGGCGUCGUCGAUCAAUCUAACGGCACGGAAUUCGACGAUUCGUCUUCUUUGAGUGCCGGCGAGACCGCUGGCGGCCGAUCUAGAGAGAUUGGGCUGGAGGAGCGUUUGACGGAAAUUCUCGUGGAAGAAGGCGACGGCGAUCUGUUGCUCCAGCAGAACAAUCGAGAGGACAGGGUUUUGCAGUGGCUUCAGGCGCUUGAUAUGCAAGUUAUGGGAGCUUGUCGAACGGACGAGAGGUUGAAGCCGUUGUUGAAGAUGAAUGCUUCGAACGGCGUUGCGGAAGAUCGCUUGCUCGCUCAUUUAAGCCAGCAUUUUGAGCCUGUGGAAGUCGGUAUGCUAGCCCGGUGCUUCUGCAUACCUCUUGUUUCAAUUCGUGUGGGAAAGAUCAACAAGCAAGGGACUCUACUUUGCCCCACUGCUACAAGGGGAACUCUUACUCUUACAGUGUUGCCAACAUCUGAUUUACGCCUCUCGUUCGUUGGUGACGAUGGCCAUACUGAGAGGCUAUUCACCUUAAGUACCAAAUCUCAAUAUUCUUCUAUAACAGUCAAUGAGAUUGCAGCAGACAACUCUGGUCGAUCUUUCUUUAUAAAAGCCUCAGAUGGCCAAACUUUUUAUUUUUGGUGUUCAGAGAAGUCAAAGCUCCUGGGGAAUGAGUUGCUUGUGAAGAUGAAGGAUUUACUGGCUAGGAGACCCUCUGUUGCCGAAUUAACUGGAAUCAGUGAGUCGCGGCUUGGCUGUUUUGCAACUCACCUUCGUGCCUAUCUUGUUGGAUCAACUGUGAUUGGAACCCCAGCAAGUUUAACUGGCUCACAAAGGCAUCAGGAUGCCAGAAGUGAGCAGUCGGAGACUCCCCAGGAUGGACAAUUCUCAUCCAUGCCAGCAAAAUCUCUAAGAUCACGGUAUGCUGGCAGUCAGGCAGUAAGGGCAAAUUCAUCAUUUCAGGGCAGCCUGAGUCCGAGAUCAAGUUCUUUUAAAGAAGGCCUGUCCAGAAAUUUGUCUUCCCUAAAAAAUGCUGCUAGGGAAAAGUUGAGGCGGCGUGGGGACAACCAUUUGGCCAUUGAUAACCUAAGUGCCGUAGCAGCUGUAGUUGCAACUGAUGGAUCUUUAAAUCCUGGUGAGAAUGACAAGAUCCCAGAAAGCAUUAGAAGUUGCUCGUUACCUACUUCCUGCUUUCUGGAUUCAUUAGGAAAAUUGGCUGUUCCACCAGCUCGAAGUUCAGAAUCCCAAGUUCCGUUUAUGGGUGCUCCACUUUUAUCCCCCUACUAUUGUUGGUGUCCUCCUGGUGCAUCAACACUGCAAUUCUCAGCAGAGUCCUCUCAGCUUUCUAGCUCAUCAAUCGCAUCACCUUCGCUACCGCCACUCUCCUCUUUGUUGCCAGCUACAAUUCCCUCCAGCUUGUUGUCACAGACACCACCUUUCAAUCUGGUUGAUACUGCCUCUUUGGAUUUUCCUGCUUUUCUUCCAGACCCGUUGGUCCGAUUGCCGAGGCCAACUGCUCAGCAGAUCCCAACCUUUACACCUUUAAUAUGCGACUCAAUUGUUCACAUUCCAGUUAUUGGUGUUUGCUCAUCAGGGCCAGGUUAUCUGGUUAGUGCUGGUCCCACUAUGCCAACCACCAUUCCUCCAUUGCACCCAAAUCUUGUCAACCCAUUAAUUCCUGAAACCGAAUCCAUGGUUGAAAAGGGUGCAAGAGAGACUCUGCGGCUACUCAUCAGUGGUUCAAGCCCGACAAACCCUCCCUUGAUGGAUGCAUUGCCCGCUGUUCUAACAAAGGCAGAUGAGAAUCCAAGUAUGAUUGUUGCCGGGAGCCGGGGCCUCUACGGUGGAACGAGGGACGUUGAUGUUAUUGCAAGCAGCAUUGCAGCCAUUGGUCUGGUUUCGCUCUCAGGGAGAUCCAACAGCGACCCUGUUGCACAGGGCUGUAGCAACCAUGGACAUUCCGACUUACACAAAGAGGGAUCUAGCGUUGUGAAUGAGUAUUUUUCAGACGACGAGGUCGCCGUUCUCCCCGGUCAUGAGGGACAGAUGACUGAUUAAUAGAAUUAUGUCCAUCUCUUUAUUUUAUUUGAUUUUUUUUUUUUUUUUUGGGUUUUACAAAUUUUAGGUGUAGAUAUCAUAGCCCUUGGCCUUCCGAAAUGUAAUUAGCUCUCAAUCCCACCUUGUCCCCGUGGUUCUCAUUGUUCCAUCUAUUUUUCUUGUAAUGAACUAGAAUGUGAAUGAAUUUUGUAUUUUGCUCUUCUA
Morus notabilis is the source of this 2598-nucleotide messenger RNA. RefSeq lists its product as uncharacterized. The record is from RefSeq and is a predicted model, not a curated record. NCBI's taxonomy places the organism in Eukaryota, Viridiplantae, Streptophyta, Magnoliopsida, Rosales, Moraceae. The transcript is spliced from 4 exons. Bases 298 to 2394 code for a protein of 698 amino acids.